UGCUUGCAGGUAAUGGGCAUAACCUUUCUAGCAGCCGGAACUAGUGUCCCUGAUCUCAUUACCAGUGUAAUUGUAGCAAGAAAAGGAUAUGGGGACAUGGCUGUGUCCAGUUCAGUUGGGAGCAAUCUUUUUGAUGUGACUGUGGGAUUACCAUUCCCAUGGCUGCUGAGUGCCAUAAUCUACUGGCGGCCCAUAUCUGUGGACAGCCAGGGUCUCUACUGCUCUGUGGUCCUCCUCUUCCUGAUGUUGUUAUUUGUGGUCUGCUCUGUAGCAGCAUUCAAGUGGAAGAUGAGUAAAGGCCUCGGGGUAGCCAUGUUUGUACUCUAUAGUGGGUUUCUGGCAACCAGUGUGCUGCUUGUUUUAGGGUUUUUUCAAUGCCCAUUUUGAUACAUAAAUAGUGGUGUUUGGGUCUGUCUCACUAUCAAUAAGCAAUGAAGGUAAUACUAAAAUGCUAAAACAAAGGCCGUCACAUCUAUUCCAUAUUUUAAGACAUCAUGAUAGAAAUUCUAAAUUAUACUGAGUAAGACAAAUGACAAAGACAAUCUGUGACUGCAUAAUUUAUUUGUAGUUCAUGUACAUGUAUAUGGAGAAAUAGAAUCUCUGUUUGUGAUGCAGUUUAUCAUAAUACAAUCCAGCAUGUAUGACAUUGCGGAUUUUAACCUUUGUGACUAGUCAGCAUUUAUGGGGUCUAGGCCAGUUGUGGAUCCAAGAUAUUACUGACAAUGCUGGUUGGCUCACUAUCAGAGUUU
Lingula anatina is the source of this 749-nucleotide messenger RNA. Its product is annotated as sodium/potassium/calcium exchanger Nckx30C. Gene Ontology annotation, molecular function: calcium, potassium:sodium antiporter activity; calcium channel activity. Lineage: Eukaryota; Metazoa; Brachiopoda; Lingulata; Lingulida; Lingulidae. Gene Ontology annotation, cellular component: plasma membrane. The record is from RefSeq and is a predicted model, not a curated record. Gene Ontology annotation, biological process: calcium ion transmembrane transport; intracellular calcium ion homeostasis.